AUGUUUUUUGCUGCUACUACUGUUUUCAUGACAAAAGCAAGCUCCGUGAUCGGUGAGUGUUAACCAGAGCAGAACAAAAUUUCUUAAUCCUAAUCUUUCAUACGUGCAUGUGUUUUGUGGAAUCUCACGUACGGCUUCUUUUUUUUGAAAUUUCAGAUGUGACUCAUAACUUGAAACAUAAAACAAAACAAACCGAAACAGUCUGAAGUGAUUAACGUUGUGUUUUUGUUCUAGAUUCGACGACUCAUGUGAUCACUGAUAAGUGAUAUGAAACAUUCUAUGUUGUCCCUGAAAACAAUCGCCGCUCACUUCACGACUCUUCCGUGUCUCCCUCUGCCGACCGCUGCCGACCACUGCCGAUCUUCAAAUUCAGAGUAAUCUCCUCUUCUCUCAAGUUUUUCUUCGUUUUCUUGCUCUCCUAGAAAACCGAAAAGAAUUACUCAGAAGAAAGAAGCUGCUCAAAUCUCUGCCCGUCAAAGCGUACGUGCUGUUGGGCAGCAAUCGUGUGUCGGCGGCGUCGUGGACGGCAUUUCCAUCGAUUUGCGCCGGCCGUCGAGGCACACGCAGUUGGCCCAUUUUCGCGCGACGCGGCCGCCCGACUCGCUCCUCUCACUCGCUCUGUUCGCCUCAUUGCUGGGCCCCCAGUCGGGAGAGUGGGCGCCAAAGAAACACUCUCGACGUGCAUAGUCUAUUGCUUUGCUUCUACGGCUCCAACGACUCGAGGGACCUCAACGGAAAUGGAAAUGACGGAGCGCUCUGCAACAACAAAGGUCAGUCCUUUCACAUUCGCAGCCUCUUGCAGUGUUUCUCCGGCCUCAAUUAUUUGUUGAUAAGAAUGCCUUCCUUCCUUCCUCCCAUCCACGAAAACUUUUCGGGCGUCUCAAAGUUCUCCUGUUUCCACUCUCUUCGCUUUCGCCUCUCCGCUCAAUGUACUCUUUUCUACUCGGUCAGAGUUUACACACGAGUAUGUGCGUUCGGUUCGCGAGCGCAGAGUGUGUGUGUGUGUGUGUGUGUGUGUGUGUGUGUGUGUCGAAGUGUAAAAAACAAAAUCGAUCGUCGUUGGCAGUGGGCGGUCUCUGGCCAUCGCCGCUCGGUUCGCGGUUGCGGCCUGUUUGCAUCAUGGGUCGCUGGGGCCUCGCUCUCACACGAGAUUACUCUGCCGCCUUAAACUUGUGAGAGCUGCCCAUCUUUCUCUUCUUUUAUUGAAUAUUGCGGGCAGCUCUUUUCUCUCCUUUUUUGCGUUUUUUUCGCUCGCGGCUCCAGCUAGUUGUUUACUGCGCGCGAGCGCGUAAUCCGAUUUCACAUUCUCCAUGGUAACGUGCUCUCAAUUCGCAAAAACCAGCCAAACAUGAUAACCAAAAUGUGUUUUCAGACGACGUUUGGCAAAGAUGUCUGGCUCUGGAAAUGGCGCGGGUGUGGGACACGCAGGAGGAGCCGGCGGAUCGAUUCGUGAAGCUGGAGGAGCCCUCGGAAUGCUUGGAGCCACGAGGGAAGAGGAGUACUUCCGAAAGCAACAAAAGGAGCAAUUGGAUGCCCUGAAGUCGAAGCUGGAGGCUGACAUAUCCCAACGUCAGAGAGAACUGCAGGAUCACGAUAAGGUGCGUGGCUGUCUGACCAUCUUCGUGGUCACAUGGCAAGCGCCGAAACUCUUAUCACUCAAAGUGGCGUGUUCUAGAAGUGACUCGACGAGGGUUUACUCUCAAAUCUCUUUACACAAUUGACCUUGAUAUGCCAGACUCGACCGACGAGAGAGUCGUGUGAAGAGAUAGGCGGCCAGUGGAUCUCACAAACAAUCUUUCGUCCUCCCCUGGUUAAUUUCACUUUGCAGGUUCUCGAACAUCAUCAACAACGUUUGGCGGAAAUUGAGGCAGCCCGUGGAGGCACUGACAAAAAAUAAAUGCCCACUCUUUCGGAAGAGCUCCUUCUCUCGCUCUCCUCUUUUCUGUCUUUAUUUCUUUUUCAUGCAUAGACCUUGCCUGACCUCUCUUAUUCAUUUCUCUCUUCCUAUUGCAUCAUCUGACUGCACAUGUUUUCUCGACCAGUAAACAUGCUAUCUUCUUUUUUUAGUUUUCUUUUGUUAUCAUUCAUUUUGAAUCGCUAUUCGAUCGUCGUACCUUUUUUCGUGCCGCUUAGUUUCUAGAGACUGAUUGUAGAACUUAGUUUUUUUCAGCCAUGUCGAAGCCAAGUGUCGGAAUCAACGGAUUCGGAAGAAUCGGACGUCUCGUCCUCCGCGCCGCCGUCGAGAAGGACAGCGUCAACGUCGUCGCUGUUAACGACCCGUUCAUCUCCAUCGACUACAUGGUCUACCUUUUCCAAUACGACUCGACCCACGGACGUUUCAAGGGAACCGUCGUCCACGAGGGAGACCAUCUCCUUGUCACCAAGGACGGCAAGUCCCAGCACAAGAUCAAGGUGAGAGAGUCAAUAGCAAAAAAAUCAAAAAUGUUUAAUUUUCAGGUGUACAACUCGAGAGACCCCGCUGAGAUCCAAUGGGGAGCCGCUGGAGCCGACUACGUCGUUGAGUCCACUGGAGUCUUCACCACCAUCGAGAAGGCCAACGCUCACUUGAAGGGAGGAGCCAAAAAGGUAUAAAAAGGGAAUGUGGCAAACCUGAACAUGCAUUCAUUUUAAGGUUAUCAUCUCUGCUCCGUCGGCCGACGCCCCGAUGUUCGUCGUCGGAGUCAACCACGAAAAGUACGAUCAUGCCAAUGAUCACAUCAUCUCAAACGCCUCGUGCACCACCAACUGCUUGGCCCCACUCGCCAAGGUUAUCAACGAUAACUUCGGAAUCAUCGAGGGUCUCAUGACCACCGUCCAUGCCGUCACCGCCACCCAGAAGACCGUCGACGGACCAUCCGGAAAGCUCUGGAGAGACGGUCGUGGAGCAGGACAAAACAUCAUCCCGGCCUCCACCGGAGCCGCCAAGGCCGUCGGAAAGGUCAUCCCGGAGCUGAACGGAAAGCUCACCGGAAUGGCCUUCCGUGUCCCAACCCCAGACGUCUCCGUUGUCGAUCUCACCGCUCGUCUUGAGAAGCCAGCUUCCCUUGAUGACAUCAAGAAGGUCGUCAAGGCUGCCGCCGAGGGACCACUCAAGGGAGUUCUCGCUUACACCGAGGACCAGGUCGUCUCCUCCGACUUCAUCUCCGACACCCACUCGUCCAUCUUCGACGCUGGAGCAUCCAUCAUCCUCAACCCACACUUCGUCAAGCUCGUCUCGUGGUACGACAACGAGUUCGGAUACUCCAACCGUGUCGUCGACCUCAUCUCCUACAUCGCCACCAAGGCUUAA
Caenorhabditis sp. 36 PRJEB53466 is the source of this 3289-nucleotide messenger RNA. Lineage: Eukaryota; Metazoa; Nematoda; Chromadorea; Rhabditida; Rhabditidae. The record is from the annotation of a GenBank genome assembly.